CCACAGUCGAAGAAGGUGAACUAGAUGCACCAUUAGAGACGUUUCUCGUUUAAAAUAUUUUUGUUGGAAUGGGCGCAGUGUGUUUCUGGUGAUGAAACUAGGGGUACAACUAGCAGAGGCAGCCACCUGGAAGUAUGGAGAGCUGCACUCACGUCUUCCAAAUAUCUGGGAUCAAAAUUCGUGACAAGAAGAGAGUUUUGGUUCAUGGCAUCCAUCAGUUGGGUGGAAAAUACAUUGGGGGCUCAAUCUUCAGGAAGGCUUGCACCCAUCUGGUAGUCCCUCAAGUUUUAUCCAGUGAGAAGUUUUUGGCUUCUUGUGCUGCAGGAAAGUGGAUUGUUACUCCAAACUAUGUUCUGGACAGCGUUAAGAAUGGUUCCUGGCUCCCAGAGGAACCCUAUGAGGUGUCCAUUUCCACAGGCACAGUGUCUGCCUUCUACCCUGUCAGACAGUGGCGGGAGAAGGUGAUGAGCGGGGGAAUAACAGGGGCCUUCCAGGGCUGGAGGGUCCUUCUCUUGGUCCGAGAUGCCACCCGCUCGGCUGUAUUCAAACGGCUCUUGAAAGCAGGCUGUGCCAGUGUAUACAACUACCCUCCUCCUCCUCAUGCUUCCAUUACUCAUGUAAUGGCCAAGCCCAUUACAAAAGACACAAAAUCCCAUAAUGCUCCUUACCUUCCUGUCAGCCACAUAGUCCAGCACCUCUUUGGGAUCAAUUAUUUUAACAUGCAUUUCAACAUAACAGACGAUGAUGAUGAUGAAGUCAAUGAGGUCAGUGUUGUGAACAUUGACUUCUCUGAACUAGAAGCAGAGCUCAGGGAGUACGCCAUCAAACAAGAGAGGCGGCCAAGACUGUUCUUCUUUGAAUUUCUGGAUUACCAUGACCCGUAUCGUCCUCAGGCACAGACCAGUGAAACAGACUUCAGCAGCGUUGGCAGUAUGAUAGAGUGUGGCCUCUUCAUUGAAGCUUUGGACACAAUCCGAAAUGCAGUUUUCCCAGGGUUUCUGCCACCAGCGCCAUACCUGGUCUCUCUCAUCGAAUACGCACAGCAGGGCAGUGCUACAACUGUCUUCCUGAGGUGUUUCCAGCAAAUAAUGCACAGGUUGCUUGUUACCAACCCUCCUUGGCUUGCUCCCAACAUCAUGAAAAAGUACUUCGGCCAGGUGUUGCAGUGUCCUCGCUGCAAGACAGGGCAGUGGCCUUUUCUAGAGACAGCCAUCAGUUACUGCCUGUCAAGUGAAGCCACUUGUCACCCACUCCCUGGGCCGAACCUGCCAACACUCUUGCACUUCCACAGUGACCUACUGGCAUUUUUUCUCAAACUCUUCCAAGGGGAACUUCACUCCAUCACCACUGGCGAUUUCCAGCAGCUUUCAGGAACUGCAGCUUCUCGGGUAUCAACAUCAGGUACAUUGCUGUUUGGAACCUUCUGGACUGUGUGGGAGCACUCCACCCUGUUGUCUUGCGCUGUGAAAAGGCUCAUCCAGCUCAUGAUGAAGGCAGUCUCAGGGGAUCAUGUUGAGAGGGACGCGAAGAAGCACAAACGGCAUCUGGCGGACAUCCUGCUGGACCUCCUGUCUGUGUUGGUGGAGUUUUGGUGUCAGCAGCACAUCAAACUGAACCAGAACCUUGUGGAAAAGGGCCUGAAAUACCUUGCGGAUCACUUUGCAAUCACUUGCCAAAAUCUGUCUUUAGUGGCCAUAGCAGAGUUGGUUGCCAAAGUUUCAUCCACCAGACUUAGACUUGCGUUGGUGGAUGCAAUAUUCAGGAAUAUCUGUUGCAAAAAUGGAAUUACGGUGGGGGAUGAACCUCUGUCUCUGAAGAAAGUGAUGCUGUCUUACUUGCCUGCGCUGGGACAUUUAGCUCAAAGCCGCAGUUGGACACAGUGCACCUCCAACAGCUGCAUACGCACAGACACCAACUGUGGAACUCUGAGCCCAGUGGAGAAUGAAUCGGAGAAAGAAUGCAUCCCAAGAGGUCUGAACAGAGUUAAUGCAGCAGGAGAGACCCUCCUCCACAGAGCCUGCAAGAGAAACCAAGUGGAGACAGUGCUUCAGAUCCUGGCGCUCCCUGGCACCGACGUCAACGUUAAUGACCACGCUGGAUGGACCCCUCUGCAUGAAGCAUGCAACCAUGGCAGUGCCGCAUGUGUGGAAGCUUUGCUACGUCACCAGCCCGCCCCCCUCAUCAAUUAUGUAGUGGGCGGAGUCAGCCCUCUGCACGACGCUGUACUCAACGGACAUCUGGACAUCGCCAAAAUGCUUCUGGAGACUGCAGAGUUUUGGCUUGAGGGGGCACCGCCGACCCGGUUACGGUAACUGUUGUUUUGUUGUUUAAAAAAAACAAAACAAAACUUUUUAUCUAUUUGCCAUUGAGACACACACACUGUACCCCGAUAGGAAACAGGCUACUGGGCCAUUUUCUCUUUUUUCUAUAUCCUAGUGCCUGCUAGACCUCUGAUUUUUUAUUUUUUUUUCACUGGAGCAUCACUCACGCUGUCGUCCCUGUUGUUUGCAGCAGACAAGCUAAGCCAAACUGGCAAGGCUUGUGUUAGGCCAGAGAGGGCAACACUGACACUGGCACACCAACAAAGGCUUUAUUUAGGAGUGAUCUCACCCCUUUGUAAGCCUGUCUGCUCAGAGGCCUUGGCCUGUGUGUUUGUGCAUGUGUGUGUCUGUGUGUGUGUGUGUGUGUGUGUGAAACAGAGAGGUGGUGUGUCUCCCACUCCUCCCCCCUACAACUGAGUCCCUACAGGCUUUAUGAAGCUGGCAAAGAAAGAAUGCCAUGGCUGAGGGCAAGGCUAACUCUCACACUCACACCCCUCCCUCGUCUUCCCAUUGCCCAGGGCCACCCCAUAUGACCCGUGUGUGCGUAUCGAUGGCAUGGAAGUAUAGCCACACAUGUUUAUACAUUAGGUCUUUUUACCUCUCUCAACAUUUUCAAGACCGAACAUUAACAAGACUGAAUAAACUAACAUUAUGCUAACAUGUUAAUAAUAAAUAAAAAUAAUUUAUCACAAUAAUAUUUCCUUUUAAAAUGUCAACUUUCACUCUGUAAUGUUGUGGAAUUGCUGUUUGCGCCAUACUUUUCAACUGCAUUAAAGAGCGGCAUUUUUUUUUGUGAUGACUUUCUGUGUGCGCACACCAUUUUGUGCUUUUCCGUUUGUAUUCUCUUUGUCAAAUGUCACACUGAGUGUUGACUGUCGGGACGAAGGCUCUGCAUCUCGAUGUGUAAGAGUUUUUUUCACAGAUGGGAAAACUGGGUUGGGAGGAUAAGUUUGAAGUGGGCCAGUUCGUUUUAUUGCCUUUUACAUUGCUACCACUUUUGCAUAAAUUCAACACAUGGCAAUAUAUGGAGGCUGGCAAAACGAUCGUGUUCAUUUUCAUUUGUCAUGUGAUUACUAGGGACGCUUCGAUCAGGUGUUUAUGCUACCGAUACCGAUCAUUCAUGAGUGAAAUUGGUCAAUACCAAUACCACUACCGAUCACACAGAUUAAGUGUAAAUUUUUAAAUAAAAAAACAUUCAGAAAACAUUUAUUUUCAUAUCUUAUUUCAACCUAAACAGAGCGAAUAUGUUUUUUUUUGUUGUUGUUUUUUUUACCAGAACAUUAACAAAAUGCUGGUGUCCCCAAUUAUUAACUGAAAACCUGAAUGAAAAGCAGGCUUGCAGGUGCCUCAUGUUGUUGUGGGGUAGCUCCCUGGUGCCCGCGGGCACCACCCUGGUGACGCUUGGGCUAUAUUAUAUGACAGGUGAACUCUGGAUGCAAGAGCAGCUUGAUGGCAGUCCAGCAGGACCCCAGGCAGUUGGAAAACCCAAUUUCCUCCACCACCGACGAUGGCCGGCCAUCCAGUCCGACGAAUCCAACCACUUUUCAGGCUAUCACAGGCGCCGCUAAUUAGCCGCCACUGCCCGACCGACCCUGCCAAGUGCCUGCCCCCCAAAUGCACACCAAACUAAAGCUUUUUAAGCUGUGUUUUUCAGAGUGCAAAACUUAUGUCACUCUCACAACGACAGGAAGUCCCACAGGGCAGACAUGCUUGUUUUGGCUUUGUGGAGGGAAAGUGGGUGGGAAACGGUCACUAUAGGCUGGCUGCUGCAAUGGGGACGGAGCUGAUUGCCGAAGGGGAUUAAAAGGGAUUUAAAAGUAAGUAUCGGGAUAUGCCGAUACCAUGCUUUUUCACGGAAAUCAGACGAUACUGAUCGGUGGCCGAUCGAUCGGAGCACCCCUAGUGAUUACUGAAUUUAUUAUCACUAGACAGUUUUUUUGUCUGAACGAGAAAUCACUUGUCACGUUGUAAUUUUGACACCCUUCCUGUACACUGUUUUAUAUUGGUGUAUAUUGGUUUGUAUUAAGUGUAGUAAUCGGUAUGAUAUUCUUCUAGUUCAACCCCCCCACCUUAUAGUCAGUGUAAACUUAACAUUCAUCUAUGAAGGCCGUUGGACGUUUUGUAUGGUGUUUUUGAGUCUAAAUUAUCAUGAAUUUUUUUCUGGCUUGAGUCAAGCUCAAAGACGAAAGGAAGGGUUGGAAUACACAUGACACCUCCAUUCUUCAAUUUCAUACACAGAUUAGACCUAUGGCAUACAGAAACAUUCCUGUAGAUGUUAUUGUAAUGUCUUUUGGUCAUUGGCGCUGGAAACAAGGGUCCCCUUGGACGCAUACACGGACCUCAUCACUGUCACUAUGUUAAAGAAAGUCCAUUGCACUCUGCCUUUAUUUCCCUGUGGGUGUUGAACACAGCUUGGCUGCUAUUAGAGGUGAGAGUGCGGCUUCACUCUUGUCAUCAUGUAUUUCAGAUGCACCUCUCUCCAUGCUGCUUUAAAACCACCUUCCAUAGCUGGGAAUUUUCCUUUCUUUCUCAAUCUCUGUCAGGUGGUUGUCAGGAUUAAGAACUCUAUCCAAGUAUCCCUCAUCGUAAUCUGCCGCUCUGCAAGAAGCAGGUGAAGCCUCUUUAGGGAUAAACCAGUGUGUGGAUAUAUAGGUGUUGUAGAUGCAAAAUCAAAUGAGAGGGGUAAUGGUUUAUAGAUUUCUUAGCAAAGGUUUUGGCAGCCUUACACCCUACAUCAUCUGAAUUAUGUGCAGACUGUAGUCUUUUUUUUUCUCACACUUAGUUAAGGCCAAGGCCACAGUGGAGACAAAGAUAUUUGUAUUUAUCCUGAUGCAUUAGCCUGGCCUCUUUUAUCUCCAAAGUCCAGGUAGGUUUUGCAUGUCACUUUUUUUUCUUUUUUUUUUUUUUUUUUGCAAGUAGUAUAGUGGUGCCUAUGGUCAUGAGCUUUGGGUAGUGACCGAAAGGCAUAGAUUGCACGUACAAGUAGCCGAAAUGUAUUUCCUCCAUAUGACUCUCCUUUAGAGAUAGGGUGAGAAGUACUGUCAUCCGGGAGAAACUCGGAGUAGAGCUGCUGCUCCUCCGCAGAUGAGGUGGCUUGGGCAUCAGGUCUGGAUGCCUCCCUGGGGAGGUGUCCAGGGCAUGUCAGACCAGUAGGAGACCUCAGGGAAGACCCAAGGCACUCCUGGCAACGCCUUAAGAUCCGCCGCUUUUCUGCUUAGGCUGCUGCCCCCCUAUAAGCAGAAGAAGAUGAAUGGCUGGAUGGAGUGGUACCUCGAUUUUCAUUAUUUAUUUGUUCCAGAAGGUCAGAUGAAAACUGACACGUACAAAAACCAAAGCAAAUUUUCCCACCGGGGGAAAAAAAAAAUCUAAAUUAAACCCAGUUUAUUCUAUUUUAUACAGAAUUCUUAUAGUUUUACAGGCAGAAAAGGAUACAAAUUGUUGUUGAUGCAGCAAAUGGAGUAAUUUGUGUAACUUUCUCGUUUGAGUUUGCCAAAUGAAUGUGCCUUACAAGCUACCGUAGUAUUUUGUAACUUAAGUAGGGUUGGACAUCGAUUAAAUUUGAGCGGUUCUGAUUCCUCAUUUCAAUUCCGGUAGCUAAUGAUUCUUGAUUCCAUUUCUUUUCAAAGAUAGGGUCAUAAAACUUUGCAUGGUUUAAAUGAGGACACAAACCAAAGUUUUUGGUUGAAAUGUCUGAAUGUCGCCAUGAUUUUUUGUUUAUUAUAUAAACUUUUUAUGAAUUACUUUACUACGUUUGCUGCUUCAAUAUUUGCAUAAGAUUGACGUAAUUUAUUGUUUUACUUGCCUGACUGGUUGGAAGAAGUCUGGUUUAGUAUGUCAAAAACAGGGCACUUUGUACACCGUUAAUCCGGAGGUGUUUAAUCCUGUGAGUGGUGCACCCUUUGCAUGAUAUGGCGGGUUUUUUUAGUUUUUUUUUUGCAGCACACAAACGCUUACUGCCGCUUGACAUGGAUUUUGUCAAAUUUCCAAUCAAAUUUUGCCUUGAUUGAGUGUGACUACUAAUUAACCCACUAUAGAGCCGCAGAAAAUUUUGAGUGCCACUUAUUUUAUUAAGGCUAUGAGAAACACUAUUGAAUUCAAUCUCGCUAGGAUGUGCAAAUAGACUUUAACAGCAUAAAGUGACAUCUUCUUGGAUCACCUUUGUUUGAUCACCACAAUUGUACAUUUUCCUCCUUGGGAAAUGAGAUGGAAUUGGUUGUAGAUUUUUUGCACCAACAAAUCGUAUAAAUCUGUCAAGUAGUUUUGAGUUGUUUUUUCUACUUAUAGUAAUACUGCUACGUGUGCAGGUUGUUGGCUUUUUGAUUGUUAUCAGUUCCAAAGGCCACCUCCAGCUCACCUCUAAAUGAUUACACCUCAAGAAUAAGAGCAGGGAGCUCUGCGAGUGCAAGAAUCUACCUCAAAAAUACGUACCGGUAACUUAGAAGUUUGACUUUGCCUCCGCAAUGUCAAAGGCUCCUUAAAAAAAAGAGAGAAAAAAAAACACAGAAGAGGCUCUUUUUUAAUGGUGCGCUCACGUCCCACAAUCUUGGUAAUGUUGAAAACUCUUCUAAAAGUUCAUGUCCUAAUAAUAAUAAUAAUAACAAUAUUAAUAAGGCAUGUAAGUGACUUAGGGGAAAAUGGCAGUAAUGAUGAUGACAGUUGGUGAGCCUGUUUUUAACAUCAGUUUGAAAUAAAAUCACUGUGGCUGAGAACUUCAAAUAUAAUUUCAAUAAUGUAUUUUUUUUAAUGAGUGUAGACUUUAAUGAAGGACAAACAUCACUAUUGUGUUUCUAGACCAGGGGUUCUCAAAUGGUCGUGUAGCCACGAAAUUCGAACUGCGAAGUGAGAAAUCUUUAAACGGAUAUUUUUUUUUUGGGGGGGGGUUGCAUGCUAAUGGCACCCUGCUCAGCUAAUCUGUGUUAAAUUAGUUGACUAUUAUAAUAUUAUAAUGAGAUUAAUUUGGAGUCUCUCGCACAUCACUGUUAUUGACAAAAAUGUAAACAGCCAGUAAUUCUCCCCUGCGUUCCCUGCCACACUGUUAACUACUAUGAAGUAAUUACCCCUUCAUCUAAUUCUAAUUCUAUUUUAUUUUGAGAGGUGACUUACAAAAAAUGCUAAAGCUUAUUCUCAUAUUCUGUAUAUACAGUACAAGUAUAUGAUGUGUCCCCAUAAGCUGCAGUGAGACUUUAUUGCUUGUUUCAUGGUGCUAGACAGCAGCUCCCAAUGGACAUGUGAUGACGUUGGCUGAGCUUCACUCGCCCUGCUUCUGUUUAGGGGGGAAGAGAGGGUGUUUAUGUGGCGCUGCCUGUUUCCCAGCUUCCACUCAGACAACAGACACACACAGGGAGGGGGCACUGCAUCCUUGACCAUUCCUCUCUCAUUUCACAACAAUUUGACUUCUCCCUCCUUUCACUUCUUGUCUUUGCCUGCCCUCUAAAGGCCAAAGGACUGUGCACUUUGUACACUGUGUGUGGAGACUGUCACACACAUACUCUGGCACGCACACACACACACACACAGAGGAUGGUGUAAUUACCCCAUGCUCUGGUGUAAUCCCCCAGGUGUCGUAUUUAUCUCCACUGCCGUGUAUGUGACACCCAGCACCAACCUAAAUGCACUUCACCUGCCAUCCCAGCAGCAGCUCCCAAGAUCAUAACUGUGUACUGGAGAAAAUAAAUAGUAUUGUGUUGCUGUUAGUAUGACUUUUGCCAGCAUGUAAGUCAUUUUGGCACUAGUUAGGGCGAGUAAUGAUGUCCCUAUGCAGUAACACAGCAUACCAAUUAAUGAUUAGUGUACAGUAAAUGAUGGAUUGUAUGUAAUAUCUGGUGUUUACCAAUUAAACACGAUAAAUUAGGAUUUGGUUGGCAUACAUAAAUCUCUAGACCUCCAAUAUGAGAAACCUGUCUUUUUCAAACUUUUUUCUAGGGGAAAAAAAGUACUUAUAUUUAGGCCAGCAUGAGAUGUCCACCAGUGUGUUUGUACAGGACAAAAUGUACUGUAUGACCAAAAGUAUCGGAAAUACGGAUGAUGAUAAAUAAUUUCUACAGCACUUUUCUCUGUACUCAAAGACGCUGAUGGCUAUUUAAGAACAUGUAUGCAUUUUUAUUUUAAAUAAGCAUGGGAUAUUAAAUGUUAUUCAACAGAAGAAGCCCAUCUGCUCUGUUUGAAAUCGCCUUGAGAUAUUGACAUACAGUGUUACCUCUGUUUUUGUUAUUAAUUUCCAAAGCUCCAAUAAAAAGUGUACAAAAACCAAGGCAGUUUUUUCUACCGGAAAUCAUGUAAAUCAAAUUAAUACAAUCCAGACACCCAAAAAUAUGAACAAAAAUACAUUUUAUAGAUAAUAAUUAUAGUUUUACAUGCAGAAAACAUCCAUCCAUCCGUUUUCUAUGCCGCUUAUCCUCAUUAGGGUCGCGGAGGUAUGCUGGAGCCUUUCCCAGCUGACUUUGGGCUCGAGGCGGGGUACACUCUAGACUGGUCUCCAGCCAAUGGCAGGGCACAUAUAGGCAAACAACCAUUCACACUCACAUUCAUACUUAGGGACAAUUUAGAGUCACCAAUUAACCUAACGUACAUGUUUUUGGAGUGUGGGAGGAAACCGGAGUACCCGGAGAAAACCCACGCACACAUGGGGAGAACAUGCAAACUCCACACAGAGAUGCCCAACGGAUAUUCGAACCGAGGUCUUCAUGCAGAAAACAAUGCAAAACAAUUGUAAAUAAUGAAGAAUGGAUGGAACUUAUUGUUGAUGCAGACUUCCCGUACAUCUUGUUGAAAUCAAGUUCAAUAAUGUUUCUUACUUUCUUUGUCAAAGUAACCUUCUUUGGCCCCAUGGGGGGUUAUUUAGCAGUCUUAGGAACGGACAAUGAGUCAGCAGCGCAUAGGUUGCUUUGUUUGGGCACUGCAUUUUGCGGAACAAUACAGUACAAGACAAACAGGCUAGUUUGUUACAUGCAUCACUGUAUGAAAACAGGCAACAAAUUGUUGACGAAAACUAAAUCAUACGAAAACUGUGGCAUACAAAAAUCGAAGUUUCACUGUACAAAAUUCUCCAGCCCUAGGAACAUUACAAUACAGUAUUAACAGAAAAUGUUGAUAAUGUGUAGUUAAAAAUAGUCCUGAGUGAAACGUCACUUCUUUCAUGUUUAGUUUAUGUUUCGACAGCAACCUAUCUACACGGCAAACUAGUCAGACUGGCCUGAAUUAAUUGCACCAUCUGCUGGCCAUUGCCAAGUUGUGCUAGUUUUUAGCUGUAAUUUCUGAAGCCAAACCUCUAAAUUGUACUGGUUAAACUACAUGUGUCUGAAUGGAAAAAGAAUUGCAGUGAGUGAGGCAGGCAAAUGACUGUAAAUAUGACAACGAGCACACACAUUUAGCUUUCAGGCAGACACAUCUGCUAUCAAACACACACAAGUCACUCUUACACACUUUCAGGCAGGCUGAGCCCAGAUCCGUGCUGCAGGGGGGCCUCGCCUUACCCACACCAGUGUCGUCUCUCCUGUUGGAGGCUGCCUGUCAGCUACUUUUGACACUAUGACAGCAAGUGUGCAAUGGAAGACGCUAACUCUGUUAGGGUGUUUGUCCCCACUGGUGCUUACUGAUGAUGUGAGGUUACAUGGCCUCCACGGGGAGACGUGACAAUCGUCUAGAAAAGACAAUAUAUGGCUGAUUAAACUCUUGUUUUAUUGUGCUUGCUGAUAAACCCUAGUAACAAACAGUUUUGCUCCCCCUACAGGCAGCCAUUAUCUUAAAAUACUACUGCUAUUGCUAUUAUGAACCACUACGCUAGGUUGGCACCCCUCUCCUUAUCAUAAGUCAGUCAGCCUGUUAAUAAAUUAAGUCAGACUAGAACAUAUAUUUGCUAGAGUAUACAUGCUCUAUGUUUUCUUAUAUUGGGGUUAAUACAGUACAUAUAGCCUACUGUAGUAUAGGGAUGUCGAUAGAUGGAUAGA
Messenger RNA from Dunckerocampus dactyliophorus (ringed pipefish), 10267 nucleotides. RefSeq names its product SMC5-SMC6 complex localization factor 1 (gene slf1). The coding region runs from base 135 to 2312 and encodes 725 amino acids. The record is from RefSeq and is a predicted model, not a curated record. The transcript is spliced from 18 exons. Gene Ontology annotation, molecular function: protein binding. Lineage: Eukaryota; Metazoa; Chordata; Actinopteri; Syngnathiformes; Syngnathidae. Gene Ontology annotation, biological process: positive regulation of double-strand break repair.